This is a messenger RNA of Thrips palmi, 1183 nucleotides long. RefSeq lists its product as uncharacterized. NCBI's taxonomy places the organism in Eukaryota, Metazoa, Arthropoda, Insecta, Thysanoptera, Thripidae. The record is from RefSeq and is a predicted model, not a curated record. The transcript is spliced from 3 exons. Bases 33 to 1076 code for a protein of 347 amino acids.
GCAACGCGCCACGCAGCGCACCCGCAGCCGCCAUGAGGAUCGUGUGUGUGUUAGUGGUGGCGCUGGCCGCCGUGGCUGCGGUCCAGGCCUCGCCCGUCGACACCAAGAAGGCUGUGGCGGAGGCCAAGGCGGCCAAGGCGCCACAGCCGGCGGCCGAAGGGGUGGCGACGGAGAACAAGCGGAACAAGAAGAGCUUGGAGUGGGGCAGUGCUGACUUUGGCGGCUACGCCUCUGGCUUCAACUCGUACGACACCGGCCUCUCUCUGGGCGGCGGCUUCGGCGGCGGCCUCGGCGGCGGCUGGGCGGCCCCGCAGCAGCCCGAGGGCGUCUGGGAGAAGAAGCUCGUCUGGAAGACCGAGUGGAAGCAGAUCUGGAGGACCGAGCAGAAGCAGAUCUGGAAGACCGAGUGGAAGAAGACCCAGGUGCCCGUGGAGCGCGUGAUCCAGGUGCCCGCCUGGAAGGAGAUCCAGGUCCCCGACUGGAAGAAGGUGCAGGUGCCCGUCGAGAGGGUGAUCCAGGUCCCGGACUGGAAGGAGAUCCAGGUGCCCGACUACAAGGUGGUGCAGGUGCCCUACUGGAAGGACGUGCAGGUGCCCGUCUGGAAGGAGGUCCAGGUCCCCGACUGGAAGCAGGUGCAGGUGCCCGUCUGGGAGAAGGUCUGGGUGGAGGAGCCCUCGCACGGCUGGGGUCCCUCGCAGGGCCGCUGGGAGAAGAAGCUCGCCUGGAAGACCGAGUACAAGCAGGUCUGGCGCACCGAGAAGAAGCAGGAGUGGGUCACCAAGAAGGAGCAGGCCUACAGGGAGGAGAAGCACCAGAUCUGGAGGACCGAGAAGAAGCAGAUCUGGGUCAACAAGAAGAUCCAGGAGUGGAAGGAGGAGUCCGUCCAGAUCUGGAGGACCGAGAAGAAGCAGAUCUGGGUGCCCAAGAAGGUCCAGGAGUGGAAGGAGGAGCUCAAGUCCGUGCAGGUGCCCGCCUGGAAGGAGGUCCAGGUCCCCGACUGGAAGCAGGUGACCGUGCCCGUCUGGGAGAAGGUGUGGGUGCCGCUACCGCCCAAGGCGCAGCAAGGCUGGUGGUAGUCGCCAGAGUCAGCGCUGUCAGCAGUCCAUGAUCUCCAUCCCAUCUGUACAUACCGAAGCCAGUCACCGCCAUGUCAAAUACACAAACUACUUUUUAAGAAAUCCGA